GGACAGUCUCUCUUCUGACUCAGUAUUGAUUUUGCAACAAUAACAAAGAUCCAAAAAACAAACGAAAGACAACGCAAAUCAGCAGUGAAAAACUUGGGGAUCCGGAAUGGCGAAAUCCAUUCUGCAUCUGGGGCUCCUGCUCCUGUUCUUGCUGGGAACCUGCCGCAUGAUCCGUUCCAGCGACAUCACAGACAAGGUCUUUGGCAAUAUCCGUGAGGGAAUCGUGGCAGCCUUCGGAGACUUCAAUUCGGACGAAUUCACAGACGUUUUCGUCAUUGGCGACAAGAUGACAUCGCUACGAAUACUCUACGGUCACUACACGGAGCCUCUGCUGAGGAUGGGUCCCUAUUGCGAAUACGAUGGUAAAAAAAUUGUAAGCGUCAUUCCUGGAGACUUUGAUGGCGACGCCCAGAUGGAUGUCCUGAUCAACAUUAAAAGUAGUGACGGCCAGGCGGCAUAUGAUGUAUAUAUCAAUUGGGGCAACACCACAGAGCUCCAAUGCGCACACGAGCCCCUAUUUUCCAGCCGGGGUGAGGUAAUGGCCAUGGACUUUAACCGGGACAUGAUCAUCGAUCUCUACGGACUGGAUUCAAAUAACGAACGGACAUUUUGGAUAUUCAACAGCAGUAGAAAAGCACCGGAAGUACGCCACCAGGCGGAACCAACGGGCUUAACUUCAAACACCUUGGCCAUUCCAAAUGCCAAUGCCUAUCUUGAUUUCAACGGUGAUUUCCUAGCCGAUCUGUUCCUUCAGACAAAAGAUUCGUAUGAGGUGUGGUAUGGGGUCAACGAACGCGAUAAACAGGAAAACUUUAGCUACAAGUACGAAAUUAAGUUCCAGCCCAUUGGACGAAAUGAUUACCAUGUCGGUCAGGCUGUUUUCAUGGAUUUUGAACUGAAAGGAGAGCAGAAUAUUGUUGUUCCGUUUUGCAUCUAUGCCAACUGUAGGAACUCAUCGAUUAUGGUGCACGAUGGCAUGGAUUUUCGUAUUCUGCCGGUCGAUUUUCGUGAUCCACUGGGCGUUACAUGGACCUUUGUUCCCCCCGAUCCUGACGACAUUUAUUUGAGAACAAUUACGGCGCGUAGUGGCGAUUUUAAUCUGGACGGGUAUCCCGAUCUGUUGAUCACGCUCCAGCCGUUAACUGUCGGGAAACCGACGUUCACGCAGACGUUCCUGCUGGAAAACGUAGCGUGUACUUCGUGCCACAAUCCCUCGAAGCGUACGUUCGAGGUUCGUUGGAACGCUCUAUCUCCGAUGGGUAAUAAUACAGUGGCUGGAGCUUUCUAUGACUUCUACCAGGAUGGUGUUCUGGAUGUAAUACUCAUCCGAAAGAAUCAAGCCGGCGUCUACCAACCCCUAGCUUUCCUCAACACUCUAGAUUACGAUGCCAACUUUGUUAAGGUAAUUGUGUUAACUGGACUGGACAACAAACAGAACCCGGAACGUCGAACGGCUCUGGGCAGGAAACAGCGCACCUAUGGAACUAACUUGCCUGGCCCUCGGAUCACGUACAGCACAAUAACUCAAGAUGGUGAUCAGCAGUGUGGGAGUAGUGUCCAAUUGCCCCAGGCAUCAUACUUUGCCCUACAGCUGCCAUACACGUGCUUUGGCCUGGGUCGAACGCCCAAUUUUGUGGACAAACUGACUGUGGGUCUGGGUAGCAAGUAUCGCAAUUUUACCCAACUUAUACCCAACUCACAGAUUAUAGUUGUGCCAAAACCGUUGGACUCGCCAUCGCACUGGAAGGCGCAGCUGUUCGUAACGCCCAGUAAGCUUAUCCUAAUGAGCGUUGUUGCCCUGGGUGGCACCUGCCUAGUUAUCGUCUUCAUUAUCCUUGUUUUGUAUAUUAAAGAAAAACGCGAGGAUAAACAGGAGCGGCUGCAAGAGUCUCACAGGUUCCAUUUUGAUGCAAUGUAGAGGGUCGCAAAUCAUAAAUAUAAUAUAAGUAUUUCUUUUGAUGCCCUGAAGUGGUUCAAAAUAAUUUAACAUUUAAAAUUGUGUAAUAAAAUAAUUAUUUAAGGAUUCUAAUCUGUUGGUAUCAUGUUUUUCUACCGGAAUGUAUAUAAAAAGCAAUUACAGACAAAUUUCUCGUGCUAUUUUUCGGAAAAAUCAUUCCCAUUAUGGUACCAGCAGGAUGUAUCCUUUACUCUAAUAUUUAUAAAUGUAUAUGAUUUAAAAAAUGUGAUAAUAAUAACGUACAUUUGUUCCAAAA
This is a messenger RNA of Drosophila ananassae, 2213 nucleotides long. Its product is annotated as T-cell immunomodulatory protein. The coding region runs from base 107 to 1918 and encodes 603 amino acids. Gene Ontology annotation, cellular component: plasma membrane. NCBI's taxonomy places the organism in Eukaryota, Metazoa, Arthropoda, Insecta, Diptera, Drosophilidae. The transcript is spliced from 2 exons. The record is from RefSeq and is a predicted model, not a curated record.